Messenger RNA from Plasmodium reichenowi, 6801 nucleotides. Its product is annotated as transcription factor with AP2 domain(s), putative. The record is from RefSeq and is a predicted model, not a curated record. The coding region runs from base 1 to 6801 and encodes 2266 amino acids. The transcript has 2 exons. Lineage: Eukaryota; Apicomplexa; Aconoidasida; Haemosporida; Plasmodiidae. Gene Ontology annotation, biological process: regulation of DNA-templated transcription. Gene Ontology annotation, molecular function: DNA-binding transcription factor activity.
AUGAUGAAUAAAGAAAAAUGUGUAGACAUUUUAAAGGAGGAUAAACCAAGUACUCUAUAUGUUGAAGAAAAUAUUAUUAAAAACAACCAUGUCAUAUUAAAUAAAGAGAGGAAUAUGAUAAAAACUGUUGAUAAUAAUUUUGAGUAUAAGAAUGAGUGUUACCAGGGAAAUUAUAAAAAUGAUAGGAUAGAUAAAAGAAAUGUUUAUGAUAAAUAUAUUAUUAAUAAUAAUAAUAAUAAUAAUGAAGGUACAAAAAAGAACAGUUUGAGACGUGAUAGAUUUCAUAUUUAUGAUGAUAGAAUAAAAAACAUGGAUGGUAGAAAUGAAACUAUAAAAAUUAAAGGAGAAAAAAUAAUAAUUCCAUUACAUACAUUUGACGAAAAAGAAAAUAAUAAUAUGGAUCUAAAAAUUAGUAAUAACGAUAUUUAUAAUAAUAUGAACCCUUGUAAUGAUAAUAUAAAAAAUAAUAUCCUGGAAGUGAAUAUGGAAAAAGAAAAGAGAAAUGUUAUGAAUGAGAAAGGUAAUAAUUUUGUAAAGAAUAAAAUGGAAAUUCAUAAUAUAGAGGGGGGAAAUAACGAUGAUAUAAUAAGUCCUAAUAAUUAUAUAAAAUUAAAAAAUAUAAAUGAAAACGAUAACAUAAAUGAAAAUGAUAACAUAAAUGAAAACGAUAACAUAAAUAAUAAUGAUAACAUAAAUAAUAAUGAUAACAUAAACAAUAAUGAUAACAUAAACAAUAAUGAUAACAUAAAUAAUAAAAAAAAAAGUAGUAAGAGAACGGGCAUCCCUUUAAACGAAAGAAAAUAUUAUCGCAUCCUUGCUAAACAAAUGAAGAAGAUUCAAGGAUUAACAUUUGAUCAUAACCAAAUAAGAUGGAUAGCAUAUUGGAAAAAUGAAAACAAUAAACAAAUACAAAAACAUUUUCCUGUGUGCAAGUUUGGUUUUCAUGAAGCUAGACAGCUAGCUCUAGAAUUUCGAAAUUUAAAAAUUAAUGAAAAAAAUAAAAAUAGUAACCAAAAAAAUAAAAAUAUCAACAAUAAUAAUAAUAUGAACAAUAAUAAUAAUAUUAAUAAUAAUAAUAUGAACAAUAAUAAUAUGAACAAUAAUAAUGGUAAUUAUAUUAACAAAAAAGAUAAAAAUAAAAAAUAUGUUAUAAAUAUAAAGAAUCAAUAUAAUAACAAUGGAAAGCAAUACGUUAAUCAUUACCCUCAAAAUAUAAAUAUAAAUCAUAUGAACUUUAAUAUGAAUAAUCUAACUAUGGAUUAUACUCACAAUAAUAAUAAUAAUAAUAAUAUAUUUAAUGGACUACAUGAUAAUUCUUUAUCUCAAGUAAAGUUAUGUAACAACAUAGAAGAUAUAUACUAUAAUGAAGAAAAAUUACAAGAGCCAUCCAGAAUAAAUAUAUUUUCAAACAAUAUGGAAAAUAAAGAAAAUGAUAUAUAUAUAUAUGAACAUAAUAUUGGAAAACAUUUUGAUAAUAAUAAUGAUAAUAAUAGUAAUUAUGUUCAUUCGUACAGUUUACAUAACAAUUUAUAUAACCAUGUUGAAAAAAAAGAAAUAUUAAAUAAUAUGAUGUACAAUAUUGAAGGGGUUAAUAAUAACUAUAUAGGAUAUGAUGGACAGGAUAUGGAAAAUAAUUAUUUACAAAAUUAUGACUUUGGGAAAAUCGGUUUGAAUAAAUCAUUUGAUAAUAUAAAUUAUAUGUAUGAAAAAGGGGAAUAUAAUAGUACAUAUGUUCAAGAUAUUCAUAAUAAUAAUAAUAUUAUGGUUCAUAAUAUGUAUGCUAAUGAUGAUUUGGUGAAAGGGAACUAUGAUGGUAAUACAAUUUAUUAUAAUAUUCAUAAUGAUAAAAAAAUAACAAACGAACAUAGUACUGUUUAUAAUAAUAAUAAUAAUGAUUGUUCUUAUUAUUAUAAUUAUGUUCUUCCUUAUACUUUAAAUCUUGAUGAGAAAUAUAUAAAUAAUUAUAAUUUUCCUUACUCAUAUAAUACUAUGAAAAAUGAUCCCCUAAUCGAAAGUGUAGAUGAUGUAAGGACGUUUCCAUAUGUAUCAUCAUAUGAAAAAAGUAAAAUUCCAAUAUAUUAUGAAAUGAAUACAAAUAAUAAAAAUGAUGAUGAUAAUAAUAACAAAAAUGAUGAUGAUAAUAAUAACAAAAAUGAUGAUGAUUAUAAUAACAAAAAUGAUGAUGAUGAUUAUAAUAACAAAAAUGAUGAUGAUAAUAAUAAUAACAAAAGUGAUGAAAAUAAUAAUAUGUCAUGUAGAUAUGGGACGCAUCAAAUGUUGUUACAUAAUAAUAAUAUGGAUAAACCUAUAGAAGAAGAGAAUACAUAUUAUGAUAAAGAAUAUAAGAAUAAAACGGAAAAAACAAAUUUAUUAAAAAAUAUUAAAGUUCAUAAUAUAAUGAAUGUAAAUAAUAAUAAUAAUAAUAAUGAACAUAUAAAAAUUAAUUUAUAUAGUAAUAAGAAAAAGGAAAAGGACUUAUUAACUUAUACAUUAACAAGAACAUCCACUUCAUCCCUUUUAUCGGAAAAUUUAAACAUAUUUAUAAAAAAUAAUCAAAAUAUAUCUUUAGAAAAAGAUAAUACAAAAAGUAAUAUAUAUAUGAAGGAUGAAAACUUACUUUUAGUAACAAAGGAUAAUUCUCUUCUAUCAAAAAAAGUGUGUAUUCAUAAUGAUAAAAGCAAUAAAAAAAAAAAAUUGUGUUAUGAUGAAAUAAAGAAAAUAAAUAUAGAAAAUCAUGUAAAGUCAAAUGAUUCAAUUAUGAAAUGUGAAAAUACAGAAUAUCAUAAAAUAGAAAGUAAGAAUCUAACAAACAUAAAUCAUCAAAAAGAAGAUGAGAAGGGCAUGAUUAAAGUGGAUAGUAUAAAAAAUAUACAUUCCUAUGAAAAUUGUAAGCAAAAUAAGUUAUAUAAAUCAAAUUAUUAUAUAGAAAAUUUACAAUGUGAUAAAAAUGAUAUGCUUACAAAUUUGUUUAGUAAAACGUGGAUACAAUAUAAUGAUGAGGAACAUAAAAAUGAAACUGAUUUAAUGGAAAUAAAAAAAAAUAAAGAAGGUAUUUUAUAUAAUAAAAAUGGAUGUAAUAAUAAAAAUGUAUGUAAUAAUAAAAAUGUAUGUAAUAAUAAAAAUGUAUGUAAUAAUAAAAAUAUAUGUAACCAUAAAAAUAUAUGUAACCAUAAAAAUAUAUGUAACCAUAAAAAUAUUUAUAAUUACAAUAAUAAUGUUGGGAAGGAUGGACAUAUGAUCAAUAUGUCUAGCCAAAACAAUUUAUCAAACGAAAAUGCUCUAAAAACGUGUGACUUUACAUUAAUAAAUCAAGAUGACGAUACUCAUAAUAAUGAUAUUAACAAUAUUCAUAAGAAAUGUGAUAUGGAUCAUCUGUAUAAUCAUAUUAUUCCUUAUAAAAAUAUAAAGAGAACUGAAGAGUACAAAAGUUAUAAAAAAAAUUAUACAGAUAAUAACAAAUGUACAGAUAAUAACAAAUAUACAUAUAAUAACAAAUGUACAAAUAAAAAAACCAUAAGUAAAGAGAAAAAAACCAACAAUGUUUCUUAUAAGCUUAAUGAUGUAAAAGAAAAAGAUAAAGAUCAAGGAGAUAUAACAAAUUUGUACAGUGAGAUGAUGAGGAUACCAAAAAUGAAAGGUGUUCAUUUUGAUGCAAGACAAAAAAGAUGGUGUGCUUAUGGAUAUAAAAAAAAAGAAUGUUUUUCUGUUUAUCGUUAUGGUUUUUUAAUAGCACGUGAACUAGCUAUAAGAAGUAGAUUAAAAGUACAAAAGAGAAAAAAUAAUUUAAGAAUAAGAAAAAUGAAUACUCCAGAAAAUGAGAAAAAAAAAGAAAAGCAAAACAAUUUAGCUUUUAACAAUAUAUCACAAAGAAAAAAUAAUUAUUGCAAUAAAAUAUCUGAUGAAAAUCAUAAAAAAAAAAAAACAAAUCACAUAAUAAAUGAUAAUCUUAUAUAUAAUAAACAUGAUAAUAAAACUGAAGAAGAAAUAAAUAAUAAGAAGUACUAUAAUAAUAUGUAUGAGGAAGAUAAUAAGAUAAAUAUUUAUUAUAAUGAAAAUAAUAUAAAUGAAAAUUUUAAUUACAUAACGAAUAAUUAUAAAGAUAUUUACAACAACAAUAAUAAUAAUAACAAAAAUAAUAAUUAUUAUUAUUAUUGUAAUAUUUAUGAAGAUAGUUAUAAUAAGUAUAAUAAUAUGAUGAUCAUUCAAAAUAUAAAAGAUAAAAAUAAUACCAAUAAUACAAGUUGGAAUAUCCCAAGGAAUAUAGAACAACAUCUUCAUUAUAAUGAUGAUCAAAAUAUAAAUGCUUACAAAUGGAACAAUGAUAUGAAUAAUAUGAAUAAUAUGAAUAAUGUGAAUAAUGUGAAUAAUGUGAAUAAUAUAAUUAAUAACCAUGAACUAUGUUGUAAUAACGAUCAAUAUUAUAAAAACAAUAAUAUUCAACAAAGUAAUCAUUCAUAUAAUAUAAAUUUAAGGCAAGAACAAAACAAACAAAAUAUAUCUAGACAUGAUAUACAUGAUAUACAUGAUGUACAUGAUGUACAUAAUAUACAUGAUAAUAUAAAUAAUGAUAAUAUAAAUAAUGAUAAUAUAAAUAAUGAUAAUAUAAAUAAUAAUACAAUAAACUGUAAAACAAAUACAGAAGAAGGAAAUGUGCUGGUAAAUGUAAAUAACGAAUUUAAUAAUAUGUUACCAAACUUUUAUACUUAUACUAAUGUGUUUAAUAUUAAGGAAACUAAUAAAAACCUUCAUGGAAUAAACGAUUUAAAUUAUCAAAAUAAAAAUGUUUUUUUUUUAAAUAACAUAAAUAAUUAUCAUAGUAAGGAUAUUAUGGAUAAUUAUAAACAAACAAAUCAUAUAAAUGAAGAAGAGAUAAAAAAUAUAACUCCUGUAAAUAAAAAUAAUAUAGAUAAUAUUAUAUAUAUGACUAAUGAAAAAGAUAAUACGUCAAAUAAUACAAAAGAAUAUAAAAUAAAAAAUAUUGAUUAUAAUGAUAACAUAUAUGUAUCCGAUUGUUUAAAUGGAUAUUUUAAGAAUAAUAAGAAUAUCGAUGAAAUAAAUAAUAAACAGAAUAAUCAUAUUUCUACUAGUAGUAAUCAGAUUUAUAAUUGUAUAUAUAAUAUAAAUAAAGAAGAAUAUAAUAAUCAAAAUGUUAUAUCUGUAUGUAAUAAUUUUUAUAAUAUACAGGAAAAUAUAAAUGAGCAUCAUUCCAAAAGAAAAAAAAAAAAGAUUAGUGUUAAUAAUGUUAAUAUAAAUUAUAUAAAUGAUCAAAAUUAUGGAAACUUGUAUUAUAAUGAAUUCAAUAGUUCUAUAUUAUUUUCUACACCUCCUGAUGAUAUGUAUGUAGCUAGACAAAAUGUGGAUACAGAAAAAAAAAAAAAAAACGAAUUUUAUAUAAUACCUCCAAAGAUUAAUCAUAAUGAAGCGAAUACAUUUAAUGGAAACAUGAUAUGUGUUAAUGAAUAUAAUAAUGAUAAUAAUAAUAAUAAUAAUAAUAAUAAUAAUAAUAAUAUUUAUGUUUAUAAUAAUAAUAAUAAUAAUAUUUAUGUUUAUAAUAAUAAUAAUAAUAUUCAUGUUCAUAAUAAUAAUAAUAUUCAUAAUAAUAAUAAUAAUAUUCAUGUUCAUAAUAAUUGUGAUAAUGAUAAUGUUAUGGAAAAGAUAUCUAAUAUACAAUAUGAUAAUACAUAUAAAUUAAAUGAAGCAAUAAAAAAAGAUGAAAAAAAAAUAUAUUUAUAUUUAUCAAAUCAUCCAUAUGAUAAUUUAAAAAACGAUAAUGAUAUUAAUGAACAAAACUGUUUGGAUAAUACAAAUAAUCAAACUGAUGAUAAUUUUUAUAAUGUAUAUUUAUGGAAUGAAUUAAAAAAAAAAGAUGAACAUUUUCAAGAUAAUUUAACAAAUGAAAAUUUAAAGGAUGAAUUGUUUUUUUUUAAAAAUAAAAAUUACUCUGUAGAAAAAAAAUAUAGAGAAGAUAUGAUUAAUAAUAAAGAAAAACAAGAAACUCAUUUCACCUCAAAUAAUUAUAACACAAAAAAUAAAGAUAAUCAUUUUAUAAAUAAUUCAUAUAAAAAUACAAAGGAUCGUAUUCAUUUAUAUAAUUUAAACCAAGUGAAAAAGGAAAAGUUAUAUACAAUUCAUGAUACUAAAAAUUUAGUACUAAGAAAAAUAAAUAUAUUAAAAGAAUUUGAUCAUAAAUUCUUAUCUCCUGGAAUGGGAAAUAUAAAUAUACAUGAUGAGGACAUAAAAAAGAAUAAACACUACAACUUUGUGUAUGAAGAAAUUAUUCAUAAAUAUUGCUUGAGUAUUUUUAAAAAAAUUAACAUUAGUACAUUUUUUAAGGAUAAUGAGAAACGUAUUUUUCUUAUGCAAAAUUAUUGGGAAUAUAGUAUAUUAACACUACACGAUUUCAACGUAAAUAUGGUACAUGACAUGCCAACAUGUUUGAACCUUAGAAAAAUAAUUUAUAAAUAUUUAAUUUUAGAACUAUUUACAAAUGCUCACAGUUGUGAUUUUCUUACAUGCAUUGAAAAGGGGACAACUCUUUUGAUUUCUCAUAUAAACGAAGAUAUGGAAAAAGAAAUAUUCCAAAAAAAAUCAACAAAAUAUUUAAAUUUAAUGAAAAAGGUACAGAUAUAUCAUAUAAAUAUGAUUGAUAAUAUAUAUGAUUUAAAAUCUAUACAAUUAUAUACAAACAUUCUUAUAACUUGUUUGGUACAAAAUACAACAUCAAGCAACUUAUCAUUUAAAGACCAACAAAUGUUAUUAAGAUCUCUACUCUUUUUUUAUUUUAAAAAAAAUUUUAUAUGA